GGCAGAUAUCCACACAGCCUGCAGGCUCUGUAUGUGGGGAUCUGAAGUCAGAGGCAUCCAGUGUGAUUUAGAUACCAGAUGGUGCUGGGGAUUUCUGACUGGGAAUAGUUUGGGUCUUCUUGGGUCGACUUGAACCUGCCUGUCGAGUUCUUCUGUGUUCCUGGGUCCUGCAAAGUGCGGCAGGAAUGGGGGUCAGAGGAGAGCUAUGCUAAUGUGACAGGUUGGCUGAUGGUCCUUCCCUCCCGCAGCAGAAGCCACUGGGGAUAGUAGCCAUGUCACUGUGUUCUUUGGCCUUCACCCUCUUCUUGACUGUUGUCGCUGGUAUCAAGUGCAAUGUGACAGACGUUUGUGCUGGAAGCCCUGGGAUCCCUGGAGCUCCUGGAAACCAUGGUCUGCCUGGCAGAGACGGGAGAGACGGUGUCAAAGGAGACCCUGGACCUCCAGGUCCCAUGGGCCCUCCUGGAGGAAUGCCAGGUCUUCCUGGACGCGAUGGGCUGCCCGGAGCCCCUGGUGCACCUGGAGAACGUGGAGACAAGGGAGAGCCUGGAGAAAGGGGCCUGCCAGGAUUUCCAGCUUACCUGGAUGAGGAGCUCCAGACUGAACUCUAUGAGAUCAAACAUCAGAUUCUGCAAACAAUGGGAGUCCUCAGCUUGCAAGGAUCCAUGCUGUCAGUGGGGGAUAAAGUCUUUUCCACCAAUGGGCAGUCAGUCAACUUUGAUACCAUUAAAGAGAUGUGUACCAGAGCAGGAGGCAACAUUGCUGUCCCGAGGACUCCUGAGGAGAACGAGGCCAUUGCAAGUAUUGCGAAGAAGUACAACAACUAUGUCUACUUGGGCAUGAUUGAAGACCAGACUCCUGGAGACUUCCACUACCUGGAUGGGGCUUCUGUGAACUACACCAACUGGUACCCAGGAGAACCCAGGGGUCAGGGCAAAGAAAAGUGUGUAGAAAUGUAUACAGAUGGGACAUGGAAUGAUAGGGGCUGCCUGCAGUACCGGCUGGCUGUUUGUGAAUUUUGAUCAAGCAAUUAGACGAAAAGAUGAACCCUCACACUGCCUCUAUCCUGAUGAUUCAUCUGGUCUGUAAAACCCUGCAACUACCUUUCAAGCAAAUUUACUUGUGGCCUUCAGAAUUAGAAGCAUCUUUUGUCACCCCGCUCCCACAUAGUUCCCAAACACUUCUCCAUAUUCAUUAGCAAUCCUGAGUGUUUCCCUAGAGUCCCAUCUGAGCGUUCAUUCAAGGUAGCCAUUGUAAACCUUGGCCUUGACCAUGAGAUGGAUAGAUACUUCCUUUUUCCUCACUUUAUCCAGUCUUCAUUUAUAAAUGGUGGCCAUGAAGACCCAGCAUGGAAGGACCCUCUAAACUAAGUGCUGCCCUCUGACCUUUCCACCCUUCUGUAGCUCGGUGUCCCAGGAUUUAGAAGUCCAGGUUAAACAUAGGGGAUUUCUGGGAAAGCCUAGUAUGUGGGUGCAGGCCACAUUCAGUGCCAUCUGUAUCCAUGGCUUUCAAGGCAAACAUUGUCUCUAAGAAGCCAGAGAACCAGGUAGGACCAGGUAGUACUGGGGGAACAUAAACUCACUGGUUGGCAUGUAUGGCUCCCUCCUUGGGUCUGGAGGUGCCAUCUUGACCUCUUGAACUAACAGCAGCCACCCUGGGUUUUGAGAGAACGACUUUCCCAGCCCAGACCCCAACUCAAGUAAUUUCCUGCUAACAGACACAGCCUCAGUUCACUUUACAUCACUGAGGCAUUCAUGAUACGAACUGCAAUCUGUUUUCUCCUCUCGUGAGUUCAAUCAGCUAUUCCAUUAAAGUCAACUGCAUUCCA
Messenger RNA from Rattus norvegicus (Norway rat), 1825 nucleotides. RefSeq names its product surfactant protein A1 (gene Sftpa1). Gene Ontology annotation, cellular component: extracellular region. The record is from RefSeq and is marked validated. The transcript has 5 exons. Bases 273 to 1019 code for a protein of 248 amino acids. Lineage: Eukaryota; Metazoa; Chordata; Mammalia; Rodentia; Muridae.